AUGACAACAGAAGAAUUCUUAGACUGUAACAGCGGCCUGUACUGCAGGAACGGAGGUACAUGUAACACUGUAUCUGGAGGUCAGGGCUAUGAGUGCACAUGUCGGAGCGGAUGGAAAGGAACAAACUGUACAUUGAUUGAUUGUAAUAGCGGCAUAUACUGUAAAAACGGCGGCACUUGCAAGGCGACUGGUCAAGACUAUGAGUGCGCAUGCGUGACAGGCUGGACAGGGAAGAACUGUUCAUCAAUAGAUUGUAACAGCGGCGUGUAUUGUAAGAACGGCGGAACUUGCAAGACGUCAAACGGAUGUCUUGAUUAUGAGUGCACAUGUCCCAAAGGAUGGACUGGAAAAAACUGUAGCGUGAUAGAUUGUAACAGCGGCAUUUAUUGUCAGAACGGCGGCACUUGCAAGACUAUAAACGAAGGGAAUGACUAUGAGUGCACAUGUCCCAAGGGUUGGAAAGGAAGGAACUGUAGUUUAAUAGACUGCAGCAGUGGAUCGUAUUGUACCAACGGCGGCGUUUGUGUGGAAAACGGAACGGACUACACGUGUGUAUGCAAGAAUGGGUGGACAGGAAAGGACUGUGAACUUGUCGUCUGUACCUGGUCCGGACAUUGUAACGACCGUGGAACCUGUGUUCCAAAAUCAACCGAUACCGACUCACGGUGCCUAUACCACGUGACGUUUUAAGAUCUGUGUGGGGAGUAAACUAUCAACAAAAGCGCGACUCAGGUAUGGCUCAUUGCUCCGAAUGCGGAAAAAUGUUGAAGACCAGAGCUGAGUUAUUGCGCCACAAUAGGAGACACGCUAACUCUGGAAAACUGCUGUUGGAAAGCAUUUCAGAUGCCUACCAUCUUAGAAGCCACAGGGCCUCAACGCACGAAGGACCCAUAUAUUACGUGUGUGUACAGUGCGGCAGGAGCUUUGCGGACAAGUACAUACUCGCGGUUCACGAGAAAAGUGCAAAAACGAGAGAUUGGUGAAAUGAGACCAGUGUGGGUUGGCAGUUAGGAGUGAGAAUGACCUCAAAGAUAACGUCAAGACCCACAUGCCUGACAUGUGUUACAGGUGUGAGGAGUGUUUCAAAACGUUCAAACGCAAAACAAACCUUUCUCGAUACGUGAGGACUUCACAUAAAUCCGUGAAUACUGAUAAAAAUCAUAAAAGUUUACAGUUUGUCUGUGUAACUUUAUUAUCGUUAUUUUGUUCGUUGUUUUAUUUUUACUUUACUUUUCAAAAUAAUUCUAAAGUUAUCCGAAUUUGAUUAGUUUUGAUGCUCCGUUUAGUUCGUGUGUGUGUUUCUUGUGAAAUCAUUCUCAAAUAAUUGUGCAAUAAU
Molecule: messenger RNA, 1336 nt
Organism: Dreissena polymorpha
Lineage: Eukaryota; Metazoa; Mollusca; Bivalvia; Myida; Dreissenidae
Product: delta-like protein C
Exons: 9
Coding region: 1-690 (229 amino acids)
Biological process (GO): establishment or maintenance of epithelial cell apical/basal polarity; heterophilic cell-cell adhesion
Cellular component (GO): protein-containing complex; plasma membrane
Molecular function (GO): calcium ion binding
Source: RefSeq, a predicted model, not a curated record